ACUAGCAAUUAUUUUAUUUCUUCCACCACAUUCCAAUCUUAAUCUUGUACUGUUAGAACUUCGACAAAAUAAAUUCAUCGAUUCGAUUUGUCGAAAAGAAUUGAUGAAGAUGAAGCAAAUAGAGCAGGGGAGUUCACUGCUGCCGCCACCCCCACCGCCUCCACUUCCAAGGUUCUGGGCUAAUAAGGCUGUUACGGAGAGCGUGACAAAGCGAGAAAUCGCGAGGUUCUGGUAUCGGAAGCGUAUUGAGGAAGAGGAGCAUCUCCUUGCCGCUAUCAAGGCUGCAGCACGUAUUCGAGCCCGCAAGCUCUCGGAGGAAGAUUACAGACGUUUCGAGGAGUCCUUGAACGACGAUGACAAAAAUGAGAACGACAGAUCUUCUGCUACUAAUGACAGUAACAACGAAAUUCGUGUUGGAAUCAAGGACUGGUGGACGAAAAGCAAGUACGCAUACUUGAACCAACCCGCCGUGGCGUCCUCCGUGGAUCCCCCGAAAAGGCGGACGUCCACAUUUGUUCCGAAUUGUUUCGCUUAUAAGCCGGCGCCGCUCUACCCUACUUCUCUUGGUGUGUUUUAGACCGGCUGAUCAUCAUCAGUCGCUUCAGUUGACUGGACUGAAUAUUGUUUGUGAAGUUUUUGUGUUGCCAAAUAUAUAGACGAUUUAAUUCCAUUUGGAAUAAGUAAAGGUUUGCAGCCUUUGCAAGCAUUAGUUUCUGCACAGAAUUAAUCAUCUGCAGGUCAUGUAUAUGUUUCUGCUUUCUGUUCAGAACGAUGAAAUGUUUGUAUUUCUGAAUAUUUAAUAAAUUAAUUGGAACAAUGGAAAAUACUUUCGGUGUGGA
This is a messenger RNA of Malus domestica (apple), 839 nucleotides long. RefSeq lists its product as uncharacterized. Lineage: Eukaryota; Viridiplantae; Streptophyta; Magnoliopsida; Rosales; Rosaceae. The record is from RefSeq and is a predicted model, not a curated record.